AUGACUGCGACUUCAGCCAGUAAGGCAACACGUGACCGGUCAUGCGUGGACAUCAUGUACGCUAACAAACACAGGAUCAAGAAAAGCGCUCCGCCUGUUUUUCGCCGCGAGGUCACCAACAGCGACUUUGCGGGAAGAAACAAGAAACUCAAAGAUCGAAAGUACAAGGCGCCAGAAAGCAAAUGGAAGCGGAAACGUUACGGGCCGCAGAAACGAAGUCUCGGCGAUAACGAACAAGACAAAAAGUUCCAUGGUUACGACUCUGAUGAUGAGGAUAACGAAGUUGAGGUUAUACCUCAAGAGACACUUGCUGAGAAACUGCACGUGAAGGACAUCGACCUUCACAUUGACGAAAACACGAGUAAACACCGGACGGACAUGUUCGAGUGUACGGAGAAACGGACGUACAAUGGCGAGGAGCUGGAAGCGAAUCUUCUUAUACGACGAGGUGAAGAGUUCGAAAUAACCAUCGAGUUCGACAGACCGUACAACAAAGAGGAGCAUGACAUGUGUCUGUGUUUCAAAACGGGAAAUUCUCCAAACAGAAAAAGAAAGACUUUAGCUACAUUCCCCUUGGACGAGACUGGAACAGUCAAAUACAAACCCAACUUCUGGGGGGCCAGGAUUGUGAGUCGUGAUGGUAACAAGAUGACCAUCGCCGUGUUCGUGCCGUCUGACUGUCCCAUUGGACACUGGAAGUUCAUCGUCAAGACGAUAGUGCAGGGAGAAAACAAGGGUGAUGUCGAGAUAUGGGAAUACAUUUGGCCUGAUGAUCCAACCAUUCUACUGAAUCCAUGGUGCAAAGAGGAUGAGGUGUAUAUGUCGGACACGGAGCUGCUAAACGAAUACGUCUUGAACGACGACGGCGUCUUAUUUCAAGGAACAUUCAAGCAAAUCGGACCAAAACCGUGGUAUUUUGGACAGUUUGAUAACGGUAUUCUAGACUCUGCUUUGCACCUGGUCAGAAAAGGUUUUGGAUAUAAAGUGUCUUCGUCGAUGGGCAGUGCAGUGCAGAUUUCACGAGCUUUAAGCAAGAUGGUGAACAACUGCGACGAUAACGGCGUCCUGGCGGGCAACUGGAGCGGCAAGUACGCCGGGGGCAAAUCGCCCACCUCCUGGUGCGGCAGUGUGAAGAUUCUCCGACAGUACAUGACGUCACAUAAACCUGUCAAGUUCGGACAGUGUUGGGUCUUCUCCGGGAUUCUCACCACAGUAUGCCGAGCUGUUGGGCUGCCGUGCCGCAGUAUCACAAAUUUCGCGUCGGCACACGACUCGGACACAACUCUGACCAUUGACAAGUUCUUUGACGAAACUUCCGACGGCGAUCUCGUGUUGGACGAGCGAAUGACGGACGACAGUGUGUGGAAUUUCCACCUGUGGAAUGAAGUGUGGAUGAAGAGAGAGGAUCUUGGAGACGACUGUGAUGGCUGGCAGGUGAUCGACUCCACACCUCAGGAAAAGAGUGAUGGUGUCUAUUGUUGCGGCCCUGCACCAGUGGUGGCAAUCAAACGUGGUGAUGUACUGAAAGGGUUCGAUACUCCGUUCGUGUUCAGUGAGGUGAACGCCGACCUCAUUCACUGGAGGAAAACUCCACACGCGGAAUAUGAAGUUAUUAAAAGGGCUCCAAACGCGAUUGGGCGAUGUAUCAGCACCCACAAGCCGACUGGCAAACCGUACCGAGGUAAAACCAUCUUCUUUGGGUUGUUCGGAGACGACGAGAGAGAAGACGUCACCAUUCAGUACAAACACCCAGAAGGAUCCAGGAGGGAGAGAUUUGCUGUCGCUAGUGCUGUCUCUACAGCUCCCAAACGACACUCCAGUGUUGACACAGACCCGUAUGUCACAGAAAUUGAGACGGGAGUAGUUCUCGAAAUCGACUUUGAUGAGGAUGUUUUUCCUGGCACAGAUUUCAGCAUAAAAGUUCUGGCAAAAAAUUCCACGGAUCAAACUCGCGUCUGCCGUGUGACCGUCAAGCUUACAGCGACGAUGUACACCGGGGAACCGGUCGGGAACGAACCAUUCCACCGAGAGAGAUUUGACGUGUGUCCUAUACGACCUGGCAAAGAGAAAAAGUUUACCACAAAAGUCCCCGGUGAGGUUGCCCUGCGCGCCACUCGUGAAGGCUUUGCGAUGAGAGUUGACGCGUUCGCCGACGUGUUGGUCGGGGAGAGACAAGAGAAAGUGACUGACGAGGCCAUGUAUAGAUUCAGAAUUCCAGAACUAGAGUUUGACGGACCCAGCCGGUGUAAGAAGAACGAGGUGAUAGAGGUGAAGGUCAGCCUGAAGAAUCCACUCAACGUUUCGCUCACGAACUGCGUGCUCAGCAUCGAGGGAAGUCUCGAGUGUGUGUCGCCCACCGACGACGAGAUGCAGUUCCCAGACAUAAAGGCAAAAGAAACUUGGGAGGCGACCUUGACCGUGAAAGCUAGAGGCACUCAAAGAAACAAGAAAGUGAGAGAACUUUCGGCCAGCUUUGACUGCAAGGAGAUGCCCGACAUCACUGGCAAAUAUUCCGUGGAUGUGGAUUAGAAACAUGCUGUCACAAGCAGAUGUUCGAGACACUGUCUUGCACAAAUAUUGGUGCAUAAUAACACUAUUUUGAAAUUCACAAUAUAUGUUUGGUAUUCCUACUGAUCCAUUUACCUUGCUACCUCCGUUUGUACUGGCAUGUUAGGACUUCUUCAUCUAGCAGGUGACAUAAGCCUGACUUGACAGGUUUUUUUCAGAUUUUUAUUGCAUAAUAUGACUUGACACUUCUACUCUGUACUAAAUUUUCUGUGGUAUAAUAUGACUUUAAUAAGAUUCAUUUACUAAGAUACAAAAUAUGACACUUGUUUAAUUCAGAAUAGGUUUUCCAUUGCAUAAUGAAAUAGGGACUUUAAAUACUCAUAUCCUGCGACUUCCAUAUAUGACUAGUUUACUUUGGAAUAGAUAUUGUACCGCAUAAUAUAUUUAUUAUCAUUUAUUUCGAUUGCAUAUAUGGCUCGACUAGUUUACUAUGGCCUCGAUUUUUAUUGCAUAAUAUGACUCAACUAGUUUACUCUGCAUUAGAUUCUCUUUUGCAUAGUAUUACAUCAAUCAUUGAAAUAUAUAUUUUAAACAAAAGAUAAUUUUAUUUUCAGAAUAAAACAGACUGCAUAAAAAUAUUCCCUCCUGCCAAAAUACUAUUAUUUUAUACCCGUCCAUGGAUCGAAUACUUCCAUCGUUCAAUGGACAUCUUCAAUAUAACCCGUCCACUGCUCUGUAUGGUCUGGUUUUUCUCCAUAUCCAACACUAUGAAGGCACAUUGCUUCAGGCUCAUUUAGUUUUCCUUUGUAUUGAUAUUUGCGACGAGACAAAAUUAUUAUAACAAUAUUCACUGAUAGAGAAAACACAUGACAUACUAAACUUGUGCUUUGCUUUAGUAAAUAAGAGAAAAGUCGAAUUAGAAGUCUAGAACUUUAUGCUUAUGAAUAGUGCUUCAAAUGAUAAUUUAUAUGCAGCUUCAAAAUACAUUUUAUGUAUUUAUAUUUUACCAGAUACACAUGUAUAUGUAUUUACUUUUUUAUUUAUAUAUUAUUUUUAUUGUUUAUAUAUUAUUAAGUCAGU
Molecule: messenger RNA, 3588 nt
Organism: Gigantopelta aegis
Lineage: Eukaryota; Metazoa; Mollusca; Gastropoda; Neomphalida; Peltospiridae
Product: annulin-like
Exons: 16
Coding region: 1-2529 (842 amino acids)
Biological process (GO): peptide cross-linking
Molecular function (GO): protein-glutamine gamma-glutamyltransferase activity
Source: RefSeq, a predicted model, not a curated record